Messenger RNA from Callithrix jacchus (white-tufted-ear marmoset), 1259 nucleotides. RefSeq names its product developmental pluripotency associated 3 (gene DPPA3). The record is from RefSeq and is a predicted model, not a curated record. Gene Ontology annotation, biological process: epigenetic programing of female pronucleus. Lineage: Eukaryota; Metazoa; Chordata; Mammalia; Primates; Cebidae. Gene Ontology annotation, cellular component: nucleus.
CCGGCCUGGGUAACAAGAGCGAAACUCCAUCUCAAAAAAAAAAAAACAAAAAAUGAACCUAGUUCACAAAACAGAAGCCAUCUCCAGGAGUAGAGUUUGGGAAAACAAAAAACAAGAAAAUACUAACUUAAAUGUAAGGCAGCCUUAGGGAGACAGAGCCAGAAAAGAGGCUUUUUAUACAUUUUCUAGCUGAUAUGCCGUAGACAUUAUUUUAAUGCAAAUCAGAUGAAGAACUACCCUAGCAGUCUAAACUACACCCAUUAGCCUUUAAUCAUUUGGAUCCUUUAAUCCUCUAAUCAUUGGAUCAUUAACAUUCAAAUAUCCUGGAAGAUUGGCUUGUCUGCUUUUUAACAGGAAGCCUAACGUAUAUUUCACGUCGGUUUAAGUCGGUUCUGCCACCAUUCCUUGGAGCUCUGGUUUUCAGCUUCUUUCCAGGCUACCUUGUAGCAAUUUGAAUUUGCCGGUCAUCAGUUUCUGCUGUGUUUCAAAGAUCCGGGAGAAGCUUAGUGUUGUGUCAAGACGAAAAUGGACCCAACACAGAAGUUUAAUCUAACCUUCAUCCCCGAGUCUUCACAAAUGGUCACCGGAGAAACUUACCAGGACGACUCAGGGGCCUCUCAAAACUUCUCAGAGACAUUGAUAAAGAACCUUAGUAAGCUGACUCUCAACGCCAGUACUGAAUUCCCUUCCCCUCUACCAGAGGGUUCACUCCAGCAGUCUGCAGGAGCAGCAAUCCUCAGGGAAAUCGGAGAUGACUUGCCUUACAGGAGGAGAGGAGUAAGAACAUUGCUGUCUGUGAAGAGAGAAAGGCUGGCAAGAUUGAGAUACAUGUUACUUGGUAGAGGUCCCAGGCAGCCUGAAAGACCGCUGAUGAACACUGGGCUUAAGGGAGUUAAGCAGCCUGAAAGAACACUAAAGAACACUGUGCUUAAGGGAAUGAAGAAUGCAUCAAGAAGAGGAAUGUUCAAAUGUCCCUGCAGUUUCUGCAAGUCUAGCGGAUGGGAUCCUUCUGAGAAUGCCAGAAUGGGGAAUUACGACACCAAGCCACUUCAGCCAUAAACCUUAUUCUUGCCCCUUUUUUUUCUUGCUGGUAAUUUUUUAUAGCAGACCGAGAAAGCUACUCUCUGCUCAUAUGGAUUAUAUAUCAAUAAUUUUGAUAAACGAGUUCAAGGUUGUAUUUUUCUUGUAUCUUUUUCCCUACUAUGAUGCUAGUAAUUUAUAAGGGAUCUGUGUAGUUUGAAUAUAUUUGGAUAACUUUA